Messenger RNA from Cyprinodon variegatus (sheepshead minnow), 2832 nucleotides. RefSeq names its product apolipoprotein F (gene apof). The record is from RefSeq and is a predicted model, not a curated record. NCBI's taxonomy places the organism in Eukaryota, Metazoa, Chordata, Actinopteri, Cyprinodontiformes, Cyprinodontidae. The transcript has 2 exons. Bases 122 to 1444 code for a protein of 440 amino acids. Gene Ontology annotation, biological process: cholesterol metabolic process.
GUUAUUUUGUCAUUCCAGCUGUGCAUCCAUAUAAGGCCCCCGUUUUUGGAAGAGGAAAAACAGUCACAGAGUGGAAAAAUCAGAGCAGUGGCUUGGAGGAAGACUUGUGAAGACUGGAAAUAUGUUCUCCAAGUGGAAGUGGCUGAUUUUGAUCCAGCUCCUGCUAACUGAUCAAACCCUUUGCAGAGUUCCAUCGACAGUGCCCAAAACAAAGAAUCUGCUUCAAGAAACUUCACCUGGUGGCGAUGCUGAGGAGAUAAAGGAAAACUAUGCUCCCCUGGCUUCUAGUCCUCUGCCAGCUCUUUCUUUAACAGACAAACUUGAACCUAAGUUGACUCUUUCACAAGAUGCUGAGAAGGUCCUGUCUGCUCAACUCAUGACAUCGGCUCUCUCAGCUAAACUUCAGGACCACAUUCAGGACCGCCUCCACAUUCAUGGAAACAUCAGCUGUGAGGAGCUGCUGUCUGCCAGUGCCAUGGAUGAUCCGUUAUCAUCUGUAUUCCCUCAGGAACUAAUGGGCCUCUCCUUAGUGCCUGUCCUGGUGAUCUCAGGAUGCUCACAGGAAGCUCAAACCUUGGUUAUGAAGCUAUACGACCUGUUGGGAAAGGCUGAUACUGAGGAGCUUCUGAUGGAGUUGGUUGCACUCAUAGAUGAGAAGAUGAACAGGUCUAAAUUUAGACCAGUACCAACAUCUACAGCACUGCCUUCAGACAGAGAAGAAACAAACCAGCAUAUAGAUGGUUUGAUGUUUAAUGUUAAGCAGCUGGCUUUGGAAGGAGAUGGCGCCGUCAUAUCACAGGAGGGCCAUUGUGAGGGUUGGAAGAGGUUGAAUGGAACCAUGCUAUUGGGAAGUACUGUGAGAGGAGCUGCAGGACGACUGGAGGACGCCAUCAAAAGCUGUGAAAAACUUGGGGCCCUAUGUGCUGGUGUGACCAGUGGAGGGCCCCUCAUGCCUGGGUUCUACCAAGCAGUGUUGAAAAAAGGUAGCCGCAUCUUUCCAUCCGCCUCCCUUGAGGGUGAGUGCUGGAUCCGUCAGUGCAGCUCCCAGGAGGAACUUUUGAUUACCAGAUCGUUUAGUCAGCGGAUAAAGCGCAGCCCCCAGAGAAGCUGCAUCAACAAGGAGGAGGAGAAAGUGUACAGUGUAGUGGAGUGGAUACCUGUGGUCAGCACCUUCUACAACCUUGGCACAGCUGUGUACUAUGCCUCGGUCAACUGCUCUGCAACAGCCAAGGAGAGAGCAAUCCUCAGUGCUGUGGACCUCGGAACAGAUGCCCUGAUGGUUGCCACAGGCGGGACUGUUGGGGUGGCAGGCUACGCGCUGGGGGCAGGGGUGAAGACCGGUGUGAAAACUGGAGUCAAGUACCUUCUGAACUCCAUGAAAGCAGAGGAUGAUAUGUUGGUGAACCAGUCCAGCUCGGAGCGGGCCACCUUUACUGUAGAGUAGACUGGACAAACAAUAAGUAAACUUCAGACGCAUUUAAAAAUCUGAACAAUGUAGAAAUGCCCAAUCCUUACGCACAGUUGGUGCAAAAAUUUUCUAUGUAAAGAAAUAAUUACUUUUAACAAAAUAAUAUGUGGAAAGAUUGUUGGAAGUCAUACAGCCAAUAAUCUGGAUAACAGUAUUUCACUAGAUUUAAUGCUUUGCUGUAAGAUUUCACAAAGUUGGACUCUACAGAGAAAUUGAUCUUUGACCGUUUUUUCUUUAGGGCAUAUAAUUAUAAAAUCUUACGUCUUGGCACAAGACUGGAUAAUGCAAGGAUAUCUAACCAGGCUUUAUCACGAGAACAGGAUGAUAGCAUCAUCAUCAACAUUUACUUGAUAUUAGAAAUGAGGUCUACAUAUUUAUUCUUUUGUUCAUGUAAAAUCAACUUUUCUUGUCAAAAGAAACAGUUCCAGUUAAAGUCCUGGUAGAACUGACCAAACUCCAAAUGUUCUUGUUUAUGUGAGUUAUGAAGAAUCAGUGACCAUGGUAAUAGGUUACCAGUAAGUUGUUACCAGAAACUUGGAUGAAAAAGGAAAGCAUUAAAACUAAAAUGUGUUAGCUACAUUUAUUUUAGAGGGAUUUAUAGAUACCAAUAGCCACGAGUAUAGCAAUUUUUCUCCCAUUCUAGAUAAAUAUACUAUAAUACUAUUAUUUAAUAGUAAUACUAGCAAUAGUAGUAAGGUUAGAUUUUUCUGAAAAUAUCCUUAUUAAAUUAAAAGAUUAGAUUAUUUUAAUAUUGAUACACAUCUGUUUCAGGGGUUCAUGCAAAUGUUUCUACAUCUGUAAGUCUUUUGAAAAAUGUUAUAAAUGCAUUUAUAAACAAUUUUAGUAAAUUAUCACUACAUGCUUAUAAUAAUAUUUUCUAAGUUAGACAUUAGAUAACUCAGUAAAAGAAAUUACAAUAAUUUUUUCUUGAGAAUUUGUUUAUUUUUUGUAAAGUUUGGGUGGUAGAUUAUAAGACAAUAUAGAACUAGUGACUUUCUUUUCAAGAGAUUUUGAUUAGAGAAAAAACUGAUCUCAGGAAGUUAAACCUGCAAUUCCUCAACCUUUGAUUUCGACUGUCUUCCUUAGAUCAUCAGCUGUGAUGUAAGUGCAAGGAAAGUAAACUGAUGAAUAUAUUGUUAUGAUUUGUAAGAUUUUUAAAUGUUAAUGAUUUGUAUGUUAAGUUUAUUUUCACAUUUAGUCCUCUCCAUUUCAGGUUCGCAUUAUAUAUUCUUUGUUCUCAAAAGGAUUGAGUUAUCUAUUGUGCAUUUUUUUUUUUCUGAUAGAUAUUCUUUCCAUUUACAAGUCAAACCUUUUGUGAGUAUAUCAUUCAAUAAAACUCAAUUAACUCGGGGAAAAUAAUUGUU